Molecule: messenger RNA, 1185 nt
Organism: Symbiodinium necroappetens
Lineage: Eukaryota; Dinophyceae; Suessiales; Symbiodiniaceae
Source: the annotation of a GenBank genome assembly
AUGUGUGGACUGGUUACUUCUAUGACAUAUGAUGGCCUUUGGCACUUGACCUCCCUGCUCCACGCCUACCUGAUUGAGCAAAACCACUCGCUUUCCGAGCUUGGCACGACGACGUCUCGUUCGGACUUGUACGAAAUGUCCUUGGGGAAGGAUUACAUGGGCUUGACGGGGCGUGUCCGACAGUUCAACAGCAUCGAGCCGACGACCAUCCCUCCGUCCUUUGGCGAUCGCGAUGGCGUGCAGCUCAUCCGGCAGAUUACCGGCGGACCGGGCAACGCGGAUGUGGUCUGGAGCCCCUACGACACCCGGCGGGUUCCAUGCAGCACCGGCACUUGCGCAUUGGGUGCUGCUUGGGUUCCAUCGGACCGAAUUGCUCAGUGCGCCGCAGGGACCGUCUUCUCGGUGCAGCUUGGAUGUAUCGCAUGUGAGGCGGGCAAGUAUGCAUCAGCGGGGAUGCUUGAGUGUGAGCCGUGCGGUGUGGGCACGUUCACCAAUGUCUCGGGCAUGGCAGCAUGCCAUCCUUGUGCCCCGGGGAGUUUCAACAAUGUGCUAGGGGCAGAUGGAUGUGAGGAUUGCAGUCAGGGGUUCUUUGCAAACGAGUCAGAAUCCACUGGAUGCAUGCAAUGCCCGAUUGGCCGCUAUGCAGCACAGAGAGGAUUGGCAACUUGUGCCGAGUGCCCGCCUGGGCUGACUACCUUCUCUAGGGGUGCCCUCGAUUCAGAUGCUUGCCUAUGCCAGGGUGAGUUGUACGAGGGACAGUGUGUUGUCUGCACUGGCAACACCCGCUACGAGGCAGGUGCAUGCAUUCCGUGCUCCGAGGGUUUGACAUGCAACGGAGCUGGCACUGCUGUGGUGCAGAAUGGAUUCUUCACGGACACUGCCGCGCCCUUCGAUGUCUACAGAUGUCUUCCUAUCGAGUCGUGUCCCGGUGGCUUGCCCGGGACAUGUGCCGGGGGGCGUAUAGGCAUCCCCUGCACCCAGUGCCCGGCCGGCCAAGCGUGGAAUACGGAUGUUUGUGCAGAUUGCACUGCAUUCAGCCUUGGUGGUUGGCUCCUUUCCGGCAUCGUCGGCGUGGUCACCAUUCCGGCACUCUACUACAUGAUGAACAUGAAGCAAACCGCCAAGGCCACGACGAUGCUGGCCACCUCGUGUGCGCUGGCUAUGACGAUCAGCAUGCUUCAGAAC